AAAAAAAAAUUUUUUUUUAUUACUCUGCUAUCUUGAAAUAAUAAUAAACACAAUGAGCCAUCACUGCCAUGAUGAGCAUUGCGAUCAUGAUCAUGAUGAUUUACCAGGAUCUGGGGAUCAAUUUUUACUCUAUUCAAAAAUUGAUCUUGACAAUGUACGUUGUCUGAAUGAAUCAGAACCAGACAGUGGUAAAAAAGUUAUUCGACCAUGGAAUGAACGAAUGGAUGAUACAAAGUUUGUAGAAAGUGAUGCUGAUGAACAACUUAUUAUCUUUGUUCCUUUUACAGGAAGUAUUAAGUUGCGUUCAAUUUGUCUUCGUACAGAUCGAACUGAUGCAGCUCCAUCAAAAAUGAAAGUAUUUAUUAAUCGUGAUGAUGUUGACUUUGAUGCAGCAGAAAGUUAUACGCCUAUACAAGAAUUUGAACUUAUAGAAGGUUCAAAUGAAGUUAUUGAAUAUGGAACUAAAGCCACAAAAUUUGCAAGUGUCCGAAAUAUAACUCUAUUUUUCCCUGAAAACUUUGGAAAUGAUUCAAGUAUUAUACGAUACAUUGGUUUUAAGGGUGAAUGGAAAGAGGUUAAGCGUGAUCCUAUUAUUACAGUAUAUGAAGCAAAUGCUAAUCCUGCUGAUCAUAAAAUUACUGGUGCUGAAACAAGAAUGGAUCAUUCUAUUCAAUAAAAAAAUAAAAUAAAAUUUUUACUAAGGAGGAUGUACAUUUUAUCAAGGGAGAAAAUAGCAGAGCUUUGAUUAGAUUAAAACCUGUCUUUAUUAUUAUUAUUUAAAGAAAGUAUAAUGAUAUAAAAAGACUACUCAUAGUUAU
Messenger RNA from Cokeromyces recurvatus, 818 nucleotides. RefSeq names its product galactose-binding domain-like protein. The transcript has 6 exons. The coding region runs from base 53 to 676 and encodes 207 amino acids. The record is from RefSeq and is a predicted model, not a curated record. NCBI's taxonomy places the organism in Eukaryota, Fungi, Mucoromycota, Mucoromycetes, Mucorales, Mucoraceae. Gene Ontology annotation, cellular component: nucleus.